Oryctolagus cuniculus (rabbit) is the source of this 10367-nucleotide messenger RNA. Lineage: Eukaryota; Metazoa; Chordata; Mammalia; Lagomorpha; Leporidae. The record is from RefSeq and is a predicted model, not a curated record.
UAAAAUUCUCUUUGAUCAGUUCCUUGUCUUUUGCAGUAAAUCACACAAUUUUAAAUCUAGGUUUUCUCAUGUUUCAUAAAACCCUAGAUCUUCUUUACCUUUCUCUUUUUUAAAGUACUUGUUGAUUUGAAAGGCAAAGUGACUGGCUGGGGUGGGGGGAAUCUCCAUCUGCUGAUUCACUCCACAAAUGUCUGCAAUGGCCAAGCUAAAGCCAAUAGCCCAGAACUCUUUCUGGGUCUCCCAUAUAGGUGACAGGGGCCCAAGUGCCUGGGUCAUCAUGUGCUGUUCUCCCCCAGGGCAUUAGCAGGAAGCUGGAUAGCCAGCGAGGAAGCCAGCCAGUACUUUCAUAUGGGAAGCUGUCAUUGCAAGCAACAGCCCAGCCUACUGCACCACAGUGCCAGCCUCUCCUCCUUUCUCUUGUGGGCAAACUGUUUCUUGGAUUUCAUACAUCUCAUCUUUUCCCAAUCACGAGACAUUUGUUAGAGCCACUUUUUGUAAUGUCAGGGAAAAAAACUGAAUUGUAGCCUCUUAAAUAAGACUGACUUUUUUCUCAAUGUUGUUAAAUAAUUGUUAGUUUUCUUUCUUAAGACAUUUAUUUAUUUAUUUGAGAGGCAGGGUUACAGACAGAGGGAGGGAGAGUUUAUUUAUUUUAGAGACAGAGUUAUAGAAAGAAAGGUCUUCCAUCUGCUGGUUCACUCCCCAAAUGGCUGCAAUGGCUGGAGCUGGGCCGAUCCAAAGCCAGGAGCCAGGAGCUUCUUCCAGGUCUCCCACAUGAGUGCAGACUUCCACUGCUUUCCCAGGUCAUUAGAGGGAGCUGGAUUGAAAAUGAAGAAACUGGGACUCCAACCAGCACCCACAUGGGGUGCCGACAUAGCGGGGGCUUAACCUACUACACCACGGUGCUGGCCCCAAUUGUUAAUGUUUUCUAAACAAGGUAGAUUCAUGAAAGAUAUUUUUCACCUUUAAUACUUAGUUACUGAUUGUUUGUUUGUUUGUUUGUUUCAAAGGUAUUCAUUGGUUCUCUCCCCAAAUUUCCCCAGUAGUGAGAGCUAAAGUCUGAAGCCAGGAGCCAGGAACUCCAUCCAGUUAUCCUGUUUAGGUGGCAGGCACUCAAAUACUUAAUUCAUCCCAAACUGCCUCACAGGAUUCACAUUAGUUGGAAGCAGGAAUGGAAGUGGAGGCAGGACUCAAUCCCAGGCCAUCCAACAUGGAAUGUCUCAAUCUGCUGAACCACAAGUCUGCCUUCUCCAAGUUUCCUUUUUUUUAAAGAUAAACAUCAGUAAUACCUGGAGGAGGAAAUACUCAACAUUUGGUGUUCAAAAUACAUGAAUAAUAUUCCUAGAGCUGUCAUUCAGAUGGGCUAGUCACAACUUCUGAUUUUAAAUUAAAAUUGAAAAUUUUUAAUUAAAAAUUUAAGUAAAAAAACUUACCUUGGGGCUGGUUUUUGGUAUAACAUUUGAGAUGCUAUCCAGGAUGUUUGUUCCUGGCUUCAGCUUGGCCCAGCCCCAGCUUUUGUGUUGGGAAAUAAGUCAGCACAUGCUUCAAAUAAAUAAAAAUAAAUAAACUAUCUACCUUGUGCAAAUAGUUAAUUAAUUAACUUAUCUACCUCACACAAAUUCUGAAAAAAUAAUUUUAUGAAACUUAUUUUAAAUACUAAAGCAGUAUGGUGAACAAAUAUUUGUAAUCACCAUUGUUAUAAUUAUUGGAUUACUAAAUGGACACCUGGUGCUGUGUCCUGCUAUAUUUGCUCAUGCAUAUUAUAUACUUAAUAGUAUUUAGAAGUGAAAAUGAUGUAUAACAUGUUUUCAGUAGUGUCCAUUUUUAGGAAAUGUCUCUAAAAACAGACUUGAAUGAUAUAUUCAAGAAUGAAGGAUCAAUAGAAUUCAAAUAAAAGUUGAAAUGAUUUAUCCCUUUUAUAGAGUUAAAUUUUUUGUUUAUUUGGGGAGAGAGAGAGAGAGAGAGAGAGAGAUCUACUAUCUGCUCACUCUCCCAAUUCCCACAAUGGCCAGGAACAGGCCAGGCUAAAGUUGGAAGCCGGGAACUCUAUCCAGUUCUCCCACAUGGGUAGCAGGAACCUCACUACUUGAGCCAUUACCUACUGCCUCCUGGGUUAUGAAUUAGCAGAAAGCUGGAGUCUGGAGCAGAGCCAGGUGUCAACCCCAGGCACUGUGAUGUGGGAUCCAGGAGUCCCAAGUUGCAACCUGUAGUUCAACUACCUGCCCUUAAUUUGGCAUUGUCAACCCAAAGAAAAUAAAGUUUGUAUCAUAUAGGAACUCCUUAUUCAAAUAGUGAAGGGGAAGGGGUUAUCAUUUUUUAAGGAAUUAUUUAUCUGACAGAGAAAGAGGGAGAUCUCUCUUCCAUCUGAUGAUUCACUCCACAAGAGGCUGCAACAGCCAGAGGUAGGCCAGGCUGGAGCCAGAAGCCAAGAAUUCCAUCUUAAUCUCCCAAGUGAGUGGCAGGGACUCAAGUUCUUGAGCCUUCAUCUGCUGCUUCCAAGGUGCAUCAGCAGGGAGCUGGAUCUGCAGAAGAGCAGCCAGGUUUCAAACUGGCACUCCAGUAUGACCUGUGGGCAUCCCAAGCAGUGAUUUAACCUGCUGUGCCAAAUACCUCCCCCAGGGUUAUCAUUUAGAAGAAUGAUUUAUCUCAUUAAUUAUGCUCUAGAGGUACAAAUUAAAUUAUGAUUUGGUUGAGUAGAAAAGAGUGAAGUUUUAGUUAAUCAGUUAGGGACGGGGAGCUUUCAUCUUCUAGUGUUCACUCCCUGGCCUGGAACUUAAUCCAGGUCUCCCACGUGGGUGGCAGGAAUCCAAUUACUUGAGGCAUCAUUGAUGCCUUCCAUUGUCUACAUUAGCAGGAACCUGGUGUCUGAAGCUGGAGUUAGGAAUCAUACCCAGACAUGCCAAUGAGGUAGACAGGAAUCUUAACUGAUAGACUAAAUGCCUGUUUCAGAAAAGAGCAGUUUUUUGUUGUCAAAGUUGUUCUAAUAGGAAGUGCAUUCUAAGGAGGUAGGAGACCCUGUUAUUGGCACUCUUUCGAAGUAGGUUCAUGGCCUUAGAAUUUUUUUAAAAGAUUUUUAUUUAUUUGACAGGUAGAGUUACAGACAGUGAGAGAGAGAGAAGAGAGAGAGAGAGAUCUUCUUUCUGUUGGUUCACUCCCCAAAUGGCCGCUAUAUCUGGCGCUGUGCCGAUCUGAAGCCAGGAGCCAGGCACUUCCUCCUGGUCUCCUAUGCGGGUGCAGGGGCCCAAGGGUUUGGCCCAUCCUCCAACUGCCCUCCCAGGCCACAGCAGAGAGCUGGACUGGAAGAGGAGCAACUGGUGCCCAUAUGGGAUGCCAGCACCGCAGGCAGAGGAUUAGCCAAGUGAGCCACAGGCCAGGCCCAGCCUUAGAAUUAACGGAACACAGGGGUCAUGUGAUUUGAUGAGUUUUUAAAAUUACAGUCAGCAUUUCUUUUGCAAUCAAGUUUGAGUCCUUGACUUGAAAGUAGAGUGUUAGCCACUAGUGCAUUUAAAUUCGUUAUGCACAAGAGAGAAAAAAAUUUAAUUCAGGUAAUAUCUUGAAAAUGAGUGAGAACUUCUUUGUAGUCUUUGUCAGUCUUCAUAAAGAUAACAUUUAAUUGAUGUUUUUAAAAUAAGGUGAUAAGAGUAAUACUUGUCUUUUUUUUUCUAUUUAAUAAGUUGUCUGUUCAAGUGUACAGUUGGUUGGACUUGUUCCUUCAUCAGCCACUGGGCAUCUUCACCCUCGGUAUCUCUGGUGUGAAUUCCUUGAUUGUGAUUUGAAACCAGUUUGAUAAGUUCUUGAAGUCCAGGGAGGAGCAAAUCUUUAGUUUCUCAGACACCAUGGCUAGGGUUAUAACCUCCUUACAGAGUUUAUCAGAAGUGGCUUUGCCAAACAAAACUAGGUUGUUGAGCUUGUCUCAAAUUUAGACUUUAAGCUAAUUAUUUGGGGCUUCAACUCAGGCUUUUUCACGGGGUCUUAUUGGCCUUUGUUGGCUUUCCAGUGUCUCUCCUUUUUUCAUCCUUGGCUAACACUGCAAAGUUCAGAGAGCCUCAGUGGCCACCAGGACCCUAUUACAUUUUUCUCUAAUCCAAUGUUGUGAUAUUUGUACUUCAGCAAUUAUUGUAGAAUUACUUAUUUCAAGUUUCCAACCAUUUAUUCCUAACAAGAGAGUCCACCAAUCUACAUAUUCAAAUCUAAUUUGUUUGAACAUUUGUGAUAUAAUUCUUUGAUAAUUUUAAUCCAGAAUUUAGUAGUAAAUUACAAUUUUAAAGAACUUGAAUCUUUGGUAUUAGCCAUGUGAAUACAAUGGUUUCUUGUACAAAUAUGAUUGUUUGUUUUAUGCACUCAGACAGUAGGAAUGUUGUUUUACUGUAUCACCAAUUUUUGGUCAUUGAAGCCGCAUCUUAAACACUCAUUGUUAUAGGCAGUACUCACUGAGAUUCACGGACAGUAGGCUAUUUUAUUUUAUUCUCUUUUCUGAGUGACCUGUGGACUAUUUCAUUAAAAAAUUUUCACUAAUAGAAAAAACUAUUGGAUUCUACUCUCACGAAAGUAGUUCAUACAUGUGGACUGAUCAACUGUUUAACAUCCUGGCAAUUACAGAAUUUGCUAAGUUUUCAUUAAAUGAAACUCUCUGAUCUACCCACCAUACAGAUCAUUAACACUAAGAUAGUCUUCUGAGGUUUUAAGAAAAUACUGAAUUUUGACGCAUCAGAAAAAAACAUGUAAUAAGUUAUUGGGCUAUUUUAUCAUUUGCAUAAACCAUCCAUUUCUGGUCAAACUUCUGUCGAAGUGACAGUUGCCAAAGGGUAAGAAGCAACAUCUGAGAGAACCCUUGGAAAAUAUCUACAUCUUCACCUGGGAAUGAACUAAACUGAACUCCAAACAAGUGGCUCUUCAGUAGAAAAAUGUUCAUAAAGAAAUGGGAGAAAAGAAUUAAUUCAGUGCCUGGGAAAUGAAAUAGAAAUUUGACAGAAUUUUUAGAAAUGCAAGUCAAUAAAUGGAGGUUGGUAUUCUUCCCAACAAAAAUCAAUCAAUAAUAAUGUAGUCCCUCUGAAACUAUAAAAUUAUUUCUAUUUGAUAAUUCGAGUUUAUAUUUUAUUUUAUUAAGCAUAUCUUGGUUGUCUGGUAGAGAUUCAUACUUAGUUUUAUGUUGUGGAAUAACUUAGAUAAGUUGAAUACUAAAGAUAACGAAUUUACUUUCUAAAUAUUCAAAGAGGCUUCAAAAAGUUUGUAGGAAAAUGAGUUUUUAAAUAAUACAUAUAUAUUAUUCAGAGACACACGCAAUUUACCCUGUUAGCUGAAAUGGUUGGUUCUUCUCCAUGUGUGAUAAUGUGUGAGUCAGUACCCAAAAGAGAAGAAAGGAGACUUCGAGUUGCAAUGUGAAGCAGAAAUUUUUAAAAAUUAUCUAGAAUUAUCAAACACCCACCCAUGAACACAACUGAAAUAAUUCAGUGUCUUCAAGUGGAUUUUUAGACUGUAUCAGAAAUAUCUGGCGUGAAGAAAUCUAAGUAAACAAGGAAAUUUUGAAGAAUAAAACGGUCGUCCGCGCAAUCUAUUUUUCUUCAGCAUGGUGCAGUAACUUAGUAAGGACUCUGAGCGCCGCUGUUCACCAGUCGGGAAAAUGGAGCGAGCGAUCCCGCAGGGUCUCCGAGUUUCACAGCACAGAGAAAGCACAGAUUGAAACAAGCUCUCUUCCUAUCGGCACCAAACUCAAGCAAGCCUCUGCUUGCUGGAUUCUGGUUUCCUUUCCGGACGCAGAGGGGUCCACGCGGACACACCUGCGCUUAGAAGCACAUUCGGAGAAAGCUCGGUGUCCACGCGAGGUCAGCAGGACAAUGGCGGCGCGACAGAGCGGUGACUGCAGGGGAUUUGUCCUGCUCUCCUUUCUCCUGGGGACCUGGUGGGAAGCCUGGGCGGGACAGAUUGUCUACUCCGUGUCGGAAGAAACAGACAAAGGGUCUUUUGUGGGCAACAUCGCCAAGGACCUGGGGCUGGAACCGCGGGAGCUGGCGGAGCGCGGAGUCCGCAUCGUCUGGCGAGGUAGGGCGCCCCUUUUCGCUUUGAACGCGCGCAGCGGCGGCUUGGUCACCGCGGGCAGGAUAGACCGGGAGGAGCUCUGCGCUCAGAGCGCGCCGUGCCUGGUGAGCUUUAACGUCUUGAUGGAAGAGAAAAUGAAUCUCUACCCUAUAGAAGUGGAAAUCAUAGAUGUUAAUGACAACGCUCCUAGAUUCUUAACAGAAGAAAUAAACGUAAAAAUAAUGGAGAACACGGCUUCUGGGGUGCGGUUUCCGCUAAGCGAGGCUGCGGAUCCAGAUGUGGGCACCAACUCCCUGCAGAGAUACCAGCUCAGCCCCAAUCGCCACUUCUCCUUGGUUGUGCAAAGUGGAGAGGAUGGAAUCAAGUACCCAGAACUGGUGCUGGAGCAGGUGCUGGACCGGGAAGAAAAGGCCUUUCACCACCUGGUUCUCACUGCCUCUGACGGUGGGGACCCGCCCCUCUCCGGCACCGCCCACAUCCGGGUGACGGUGGUGGAUGUGAAUGAUCACAGCCCAGUCUUCUCUCUGCCUCAGUACCAAGUGACUGUUCCUGAGAACGUGCCGGCGGGCACGAGGCUCCUCACGAUAAAUGCUAUUGACCUGGAUGAGGGAGUCAAUGGGGAAGUGACAUAUUCUUUUCGGAAAAUAACUCCCAACCGCCUACAGCUAUUCCAUCUGAAUUCCCUGACGGGAGAGUUAUCCACUCUGGAAGGCCUGGAUUAUGAAGAAGCCAGCUUCUAUGAGAUGGAAGUUCAGGCUCAGGAUGGUCCUGGGAGCCUGGGAAAGGCCAAAGUCCUGGUCACAGUUUUAGAUGUGAAUGACAAUGCUCCAGAAGUGACUGUAACCUCUGUAAGCAGCUCAGUCCCUGAAGACACGCCUCUCGGCACAGUAAUCGCUCUUUUCUACCUGCAAGACAGAGAUUCCGGGGAAAAUGGGGAGGUGACCUGCACUAUUCCAGAAAACCUGCCUUUUAAAUUAGAAAAGUCCAUAGAUAAGUAUUACAGAUUGGUGACAGCGGAAAACCUGGAUCGGGAGAAGUUCUCAGUGUAUAAUGUUACCCUGAAAGCCACAGAUGGUGGAACCCCUCCACUGUCCACAGAAACUCACAUCUCCAUUCAUGUGGCCGACACCAAUGACAACCCACCCACCUUCCCCCAUUCCUCUUACUCCAUCUAUAUUCCUGAGAACAACCCCAGAGGCUCUUCCAUCUUCUCAGUGACCGCACAGGACCCGGACAGUGACCAGAACGCCCAGGUCACUUAUUCUCUGGCCGACGACAUCAUCCAGGGAGUGCCAGUGUCCUCCUACAUCUCCAUCAACUCGGACACUGGGGUCCUGUAUGCACUGCGUUCCUUUGACUAUGAGCAGUUUCAAAACCUGCAACUGAGAGUGAGUGCACGUGACAGUGGGGACCCACCUCUCAGCAGUAAUGUGUCACUGAAUCUAUUUGUUCUGGACCAGAAUGACAAUGCACCUGAGAUCCUGUACCCCACCCUCCCUAUUGAUGGAUCCACUGGCAUGGAGCUGGCACCACGUUCUGUAGAGCCUGGAUACCUGGUGACCAAGGUGGUGGCAGUGGACAGAGACUCGGGCCAGAACGCCUGGCUGUCCUACCGCCUGCUCAAGGCCAGCGAGCCGGGGCUGUUUGCCGUGGGGCUGCACACGGGCGAGGUGCGCACGGCGCGCGGCCUGCUGGACAGAGACGCGCUCAAGCAGAGCCUCGUGGUGGCCGUCCAGGACCACGGCCAGCCCCCGCUCUCGGCCACCGUCACGCUCACCGUGGCCGUGGCCGACAGCAUCCCCGACGUGCUGGCGGACCUGGGCAGCCUCAAGCCUUCCGCCAGUGCGGACGAGUCGGACCUCACGCUGUACCUGGUGGUGGCGGUGGCCGCGGUGUCCUGCGUCUUCCUGGCCUUCGUCAUCGUGCUGCUGGCGCUCAGGCUGCGGCGCUGGCACAGCUCUCGCCUGCUGCGGGCGUCGGGCUGUGGCGGGCUGGCGGGCGUGCCGGCCUCGCACUUUGUGGGCGUGGACGGGGUGCGGGCCUUCCUGCAGACCUAUUCCCACGAGGUCUCCCUUACUGCAGAUUCAAGGAAGAGCCAUAUUAUCUUCCCGCAGCCCAACUAUGCGGACACGCUCCUCAGCCAGGGGAGCUGUGGGAAAAGCGAGCCACUCUUAAUAGGUGAAGACUCAGCUACUAUUUUAGGCAAAUGUGAUCCGAUAAAUAAUCAGCAAGCCCCGCCCAACACGGACUGGCGCUUCUCUCAGGCCCAGCGACCCGGCACCAGCGGCUCCCAAAAUGGCGAUGAGACCGGCACCUGGCCCAACAACCAGUUUGACACCGAGAUGCUGCAAGCGAUGAUCCUGGCCUCGGCCAGCGAAGCUGCUGAUGGGAGCUCCACCCUGGGAGGAGGCGCCGGCACCAUGGGCUUGAGUGCCCGCUACGGACCCCAGUUCACCCUGCAGCACGUGCCUGACUACCGCCAGAACGUCUACAUCCCUGGCAGCAACGCCACGCUGACCAACGCGGCUGGCAAGCGCGAUGGCAAGGCCCCGGCGGGUGGCAACGGCAACAAGAAGAAGUCGGGCAAGAAGGAGAAGAAGUAAUGUGGAGGCCGGGCCGGCAGCCAACGGGGCGGCCUCCCCCACCCCCAGCCAGCCCAGCCUCCCCCUACCUGUAGCCAGGCCUCAGAAUUUCAGGGCUCACCCCCAGCAUACUGGUUGGGGCCAAGGCCAUGCUCCCCUUGGGAAACAGAAACAAGUGCCCAGUCAACAACCCCCCUCUGUGCCCCCAAGGGGUUGAAUAUGCAAAGGGAGUUCUGCUGGAACCCCCAUCCAAUCAAUCACAGUCCCGUGGGGGUAGUGGGGUUAGUGUAGAUACCAAGAACCAUUUGCCACACCCAGUUUAGUUACAGCUGAAAUCCAUCUUCAAAUCAAUCGGGCCCAUCCAUCCCCGCCUCCAGCAGUUCCCCUCCUGAAUAAGGUCACUGGGGUGUUGAGGUACCAGGUGACCUAAGCGUUGGGAAAGGCAUCAUGAGCUCACGGCCUCUCCUCCAACUCUGUCUCCCCCAAAGCAUGGUUUGGUGCCUCCCGGAGGCUGAGAGCCAGUGCCCAAGUUUUGGGGGACCUGGUCACCAUCCCCAUGGUACUGACGCAUGCUGGAUUUAGCGAGGGCAUUUUGCUGCCAAGCCUCUUCCCAAAGCCCUGGGGAGCAGUCUUUUGUUCUGUUUUUCACUGUUUGAUGUUCCAACUGCAUGCUGUGACUUCCUACACCCGCCUCCAACAAGAGACUCCAUUGCAUGCUCCGAGGCAGUACGGGGUGGGAAGGUAAGGAAGGGGAGUGUGUGUACAUGGAUGGGGGGAUGGACAGAGCUCAACCCGUCGACCAGCCGGGUGUGUAGGAGGCUCUGUAUGUCCCCAGGGUACUUCCAAGAUCCCCAGAUUCCAGCCCUGACCAAGCACCGGGCUGGACCCUCCCCUCCCACAGAAGGCUCAGCCCAGGGAGCCACAUUUGGGCUGAGUUAGCAGGACCAAGGGAUUUAAACUGGCAUUUCAGUCCAAGGAAGCUCUGAGUAGGUUUAGGACCAGGUCCCCAGGAAUCACAGGGACCUCUGUGGGUGCUGGGUACUCCACAGGUGCCACUGUGGAAGGGGGCUGUGCAGCCCCAGCCGGGAGGGCCAGCCAGGCCAUUCUUGGUCCCUGGGUUGGAGAGACAAGGAGCUAGAACAGGGACCAAGUGGACCGCAAGUCUCAGCCCAGGAUGGGGCUGCCCCUCUGGGCUCCUUGACUCCUCAAACCACAGUCUUUCACCUUGCCAGGUGCCAUCUCUUCUCUGUCAAGGCCACUGCCCGGGCCCCCAGUUCGCCCCCUAGUGGCCAGAGCCUGGUUAAAGUCCCCCAGUGCCUCCUUGUGCAUAGGCCCUCCUCUGCCCACCCCCUUCUGCCCCCCGGGGGUCCCGUGCGAAUAGCGGGGCUUCGAGGAGAGACCCCCAUCCCCAUCCCAGCCCUUACAGUAGAGUAGUGCCCCCUCCCUCCCUGGCUGGUGUAGAAUAGCCAAUAGUAUAGUGCGGUGUGCUUUUGCGUGACGGCGAGCGGGCAGCGGGCAGCGGGCUCCGCGCGGCCGUCUGUCCUUGAACCUGCCCGCGGCGGCCCGUGCUGUGUUUUGUGCUGUGUCCGCGUGCUGCGGCGGCCCCUACCCCAUACUGACGCCUUCUAUAAGCGCUUCUCUCCGCAUAGUCACGUAGCUCCCACGCCCUUCCUGUAUCUCACGCAAGUUUUAUACUCUAAUAUUUAUAUGGCUUUUUUUCUUCGAAAAAUAAUAAAAAGGUUUCUUCUGAAA